AUGGCUUUCCAGACCAUGCCAGUGUUUUUCCGUCAACUUUCCUUAGCGUUGGCUACUAAAAGUCGCGUUGGACGCUUCUCCUUGGCAGUCCUUGCAUUGUGUGUUUGUAUUUUAUUCGGGAUACAAUUACAAUAUUCGACAAACCCAUCCACCACCGUCAAAGAAAAUCCAGUUUUCGAAGCAAUCACGGGCACGAGUGAUGUCAGGAAAUCUGCAAAAGUGGAUGAAUCCCCUCCGUUUAUUAUUCUCAUGACGCAAUGGCGUUUCGGAUCCACUGUACUUGGAGAGCUUUUCAACCAGAAUCUAGAACUCUUCUACAUCUUCGAAUCACUCUUUCCAACUACGAAAUUAAGGAAGUUAAAGAAUGUAAGGCAGAACACUCCGGAAAACAAAGAAAUGGCCAGAGAUAUACUUCGCGGUUUCGCCAAGUGCGAUUUCAAAACGGACUAUGUGAAGAUUUUAAGUAAUUGGGGUGGUUCAUAUACCAUGAACAGAGGACUCUGUUUGAACAGUACAUCUUGCAGAUUGCACUCAGCAAGCGCUCUCGGGGACUUUUGCAAGGAAUUUAAAGGUAGACUAGCCACGAAGAUCAUCCACGCCGAUCUAGACCUUCUGAAGCCGCUGGUGGUUGAGGACGGUAUCAAUCUCAAAAUUAUCCACCUUGUUCGUGAUCCCCGUGGAGCUGCCUCGUCCAGAAUAAACUACCUGAUGAACAUUGAGUCUUAUUCGAAAAAUGUGGCUGAAGCACGGCCUUUCUUCCCGAACUUGGGCCGCCUUAAACCGCUUGGUCUCCUUGAUGGUAUUCCAGAGUACAUGCUCCCAGUUCAAGAGAUUAACGAUAACAACCCCACAGUUCGAGGGUUGUGCCAGUGGAUCAGGGAGAACACGAAGAGGUCGUCCGACCCAUUGCCUCCAUGGUUACAAGGACGAUAUCAUCUUGUUAUUUACGAGGACUUCGCCAAAGCCCCUUUGACAGAGGCUGAAAAGAUUUACAACUUUAUCGGGAUGCCACUCAAACCAGAACUCAAGAAGUUUGUCCAUGACAUGACCCAUUCAAACUCCAGUGACACAUCUUUAUUUUCCACUUCAAAGGAUGCGCACAAAACAGCCAAUAAGUGGAUGAAGGACUUGACAGUUAUGGAAGAGAGACAAAUCUUAAAGGAGUGCCUGGAUGUCCUGCAACUCCUGGGAUACGAACCGAAUUCCUCCAGGAUACUUCCAGAGAGUUGA
This is a messenger RNA of Strongylocentrotus purpuratus (purple sea urchin), 1230 nucleotides long. Its product is annotated as carbohydrate sulfotransferase 3-like. Lineage: Eukaryota; Metazoa; Echinodermata; Echinoidea; Camarodonta; Strongylocentrotidae. The transcript has a single exon. The record is from RefSeq and is a predicted model, not a curated record. Gene Ontology annotation, biological process: N-acetylglucosamine metabolic process; sulfur compound metabolic process. The coding region runs from base 1 to 1230 and encodes 409 amino acids. Gene Ontology annotation, molecular function: N-acetylglucosamine 6-O-sulfotransferase activity.